UAAAUAUUCAAAUCCAAUGCAGUAAGUGACUCCUGCAUAUGUCAGAAAUCUGAAUGGAAUCACACAAGAGUAUUUGAUAGAUUUACAAUAGUUUUCUGUGUCCAGUAAGUGCUAACACUUACAAUAUUCAAUUCUUGAAAUUUAGAAUAAGAGACAUGGAUUCUGGACAAACACUAUUCGAAGUGGAGCGAGAUCAAGACGAAGAGUCUAUAGGUAGAUUGUUUGUUCAUAUACCUUAGAAAAUCUACCUCCAGAAUAUCAAGAUGAGGCUAGACGCAUUAAAUAUCAUUUCGGACCUUAAUUCUUUGAAUUGAAGACUGUUGGUGCUUAAUUGACAUUCUCAGUGGGCAACAAGCCUGUCAAAAACUUUACAAUUAUUGAGAGACAUUAUUUCAAGGAUCAUUUAUUGAGAAGCUAUGAAUUUCAAUUUCCCUUUUGCAUUCCCAACUCAACAAACACUUGGGAACACAUCUACACUAUUCCAGAGAUAGAUGAAGCAAUGGUAAGCAUUUACUAUUAUGAAUAAUAGAGAUAAGAAAUGAUUAACAAUCCAUUCUAGACAAAAUCAGACAGUUUUUAUUUUGUGGGAGAGCAGCUCGUGAUGCAUAAUAAGGCAGAAUACGACUAUUCACCUUUUGAUUGA
Messenger RNA from Paramecium octaurelia, 643 nucleotides. The record is from the annotation of a GenBank genome assembly. Lineage: Eukaryota; Ciliophora; Oligohymenophorea; Peniculida; Parameciidae.